AAUCUUCCUUUUCUAGGGUUUUCUUGUGUUCAGAUCCCUCUUUCUUCCCCUGAACUCUUUACCCGAUCGAACGGGAGAAUCUUUUUUGUCUUCUCUGUAACUUCUUGUUGGUGCCACAUCUCUGGUUGUGUUGUUGUCUCCUCUGGACCUGGAAAGGAACCAUGGGAGAAGCACAAGGUUGUCAUCAACCAUUGAGGGAUUCGAAACGGACCACAACUGACAUCGAAGGUGUUCUUAGAUCACUCUGGCCGUCCCUGAGGUACCAUCUCCUUGCACCUUGAGAAAGGUGUGGGAUCAGGAGGAUGCGCUCUUGCCUCUCUGCUCGACUCCAAUCUCCACUGUUCUACUUGUUGGCCUUCUUUGUCGCGUGCUGAAAGGAUCUCCUUUCGACAACGGCUAAUCCCUGCGAUAGAGAACAUCUUCAUGUAGCUUUGUGCGGAAGGUCUUUGCUGGCUACUAUAAGUUUUGGUAGCCGGUCUGGCAACUGCAAGGGAAUUUUAUUAGGAUUGUCUGACUUUGUGGUCUUCUGAGAUCAAUUCAGUAUCGAGAAAGAUGGCAAAAAUCAGUUGCUUCUCUUUUCUUUUUGCUACAAAGAAGAAGUCGAAGGAGUCGUUCACGGUUGCUAAAAAUCUCAAUGGCAAUGGGGACCUAAGAGUUAAUCCUGAGGAAUUUGAUGACCGAUCCACCGAGAAUGCUGUAACAGAAGUAACUCCGGGAGAAAGCUUUGCAAAGAAUGCAAAAGUGGCGGUGGAUGACAAAUCAGUGCUAACUGAGGCAUCAUAUGAGGGAAGUGAUGAGCAUGAUGAGGAUUUAUCUAUGAAGAGAGACUUCUCUGACUUUGAUCUCCAAGCCUUAGCAGUGGAGAAAGACGACAUCGGUUCCAAAGGUUGGGAUCAAGAAUUGUUCAAUGAUGGGUUGGAGGACAAGUUGGAGAAAUUUGAUGUGAUCACUCCGGAAGUGAGCAUACACAAUGGGCAUGUUAGUGAUCCCGGAAUGGGGCAGAAGUCAAUGUUCUGGGGAUCACCUGUGCUGAAGCGCUCAUGCUCAAACAUUGAGACCAUGAGAGUUGGUAAAUUGACUAGGUCGCCUACCAAGUCCAAUUCCUCCGACGAGGUCUAUAACACAUGGGGUAAUCUUGGUGGUGAAGCAACCGAUGACAUUCCUGGCAGCCCAUUGUCAGUAAUGACCUCAGUCAGCGCAGACAAGGCUUUGCUAAAUAAGAGAUCUUCGUGCCAAGUGCUUCCAUCGAGGAGUACGAAACUUUGGUGGAAGCUUUUUCUCUUUAGCCAUAGGAAUUGUCACAAGCCUUGGGUUUCAGUGCCACAGAAGAUUGCCAUCGAUGAUACAUCGAAAAACAAUGUUGGUUAUUGCUCAGAUACACUUAAACCAAACCCUUGUUUUCAGACGAAGAACGAGUCAGACAUGGAGCGACCAGAGAUUAUAAGUAACGCUGACUUGUGGCCUCAGAAUCAGUGGAUUGCUUUUUCUGCAGAAUCUUCCUUGUUAGAUAGAGUUAAUGCUUGGGUUCACAGUCUCGAGGGUAGUCCAUUCUGCCCAACCGACAAUGGUGAAGCAGCAGAAGAGGUAGUGUCAUAUGCAACUUGUCAUGAGACUGGGGAAACCUCAGGAACAAAGCAAUCUCACAAUGUCCGGCAUGCAGUUGGGAAGGUUAUACAGACCAACAACAUUAUCCAAUCACUAUGUUCCUUUUCCCCUGUGGCUCACAUCGCCGGUCUGGGCUUGAGAGUUAUACCAGCAAUUUCGGCUUUCAACAGUCUCCGGUCUGUUAAUUUAUCUGGAAACUCAAUAGUUCACAUUUCUUCAGGAUCGCUCCCUAAGAAUCUUCAUACACUCGAUUUGUCUAAGAACAAGAUCGCAAUAAUUGAGGGACUCAGAGAACUAAUGAGGCUGCGAGUUCUUAAUCUCAGCUACAACAGAAUCUCACGCAUUGGCCAUGGACUGUCAAAUUGCACUCUCAUCAAAGAGCUGUAUGUAGCCGGGAAUAGGAUCAGCUACGUCGAGGGGCUCCACAGGCUCCUGAAGCUCACAGUUCUUGACUUGAGCUUCAACAAGAUAAUUACAACAAAGGCCUUGGGGCAGCUCGUCGCCAACUACAAAUCCCUCUUGGCUCUUAACCUGCUUGGGAACCCAAUUCAGAGCAACAAUGGUGAAGAGCAGCUUCGAAAAGCCAUCAGCAGCUUCCUGCCUCAGCUUAUCUAUCUGAACAAGCAGUCCAUCAAGUCCCAGAGGGGAAGGGAGGCGGCCACCGACAGCGUUGCCAAGGCUGCACUAGGGAACAAUGGGUGGAGCUCGCGACGAAAGCUAACAAGACGAGUAAGCCAGUUGCCAAUCUCUUCAGCCAGGAGCAGGACUGGGGAGGGAAGCAGCCACCGGGGAGUGGGUAGCGGUGGCAGCGAACAGAAGAGAAGCAGACAGAGAUCAAAGAGCCGUCAGCACUCAAUCUCUACAAAGAAAUAGGGGUGUUAAGUAGAAGAUUAUCUGAAUUCAGUUUGUCUGAUGAGGUGAUAUGAUUCAACUUUCCAUCAAGAUCGGGUUAUAGGAUGUACUAAGUUUGAGAUCAUUUUAGGAUAUGUGGGUAAUUUAAGACAAUCGGCUGAGAGCAUCAGCAGAAAUAAGUGGUUGAUUGAUUAGAAACCUUAAGAUGGAUUACCUGAUCUCUUCUGUUUUCUCAUUGUCUGUGUCGUGAUCAAGUCUGAGCAAAGUCUUCUCUUUCGUGA
Messenger RNA from Musa acuminata subsp. malaccensis (wild Malaysian banana), 2738 nucleotides. RefSeq lists its product as uncharacterized. The record is from RefSeq and is a predicted model, not a curated record. Gene Ontology annotation, cellular component: cytoplasm. Gene Ontology annotation, molecular function: protein binding. NCBI's taxonomy places the organism in Eukaryota, Viridiplantae, Streptophyta, Magnoliopsida, Zingiberales, Musaceae.